AUGGCGCCGAAGCAGCGCAAGACGCUCGGUCCGAAGCCCGCUGUGGCAAAGGGGAGCGCUCGCGCGACGAGCGUCAGCGCGGCGAAGAAGGGCAAGGCGACGGGGUCCGCGCUGCGCGAGAAGACGAACGUGAAGGCCGGCAGCUCGGGCGCGCCCCCGCCGUUCGACGAGACACUGGAGCCGCACGCCAUCACCAGCGCGCUGGCUGAGCACAUCGAUUCGUGCGCCUGCGCGCUCGAUGCCGACCGAAUGAACGGCUGGUUCGAGGAGGAGGAGGAGGCUGACGCGGAUGGCCAGAACUUUUACCACGACGCCUCGGAGCUCGUCAACCGGGUGGACUGGGUGGGCGUCAGUGGCAAACGCCACGUGGGGCAGUGCCACGUGGCGCUCCUGACGCUGGCGGAGGUGACGGACGAGAUGGAGUCGGUGCGGCCUGGCGCUGAGCACGGGUACACGUACCCGUUUGUCGUUGGAAGGGCGUCGAGUGUCCUUUCUCGCAUGGGGAUCUCGAAUCAGAUCCGCCUCGUGUGGCGCGACCUGCUGCGCGUCGCCGCGGGCCUCGAGGGCGGCGUGACGGACCUCGACAGUGACUACAUCCAAGAAGACGGGGUCGCGCCGCUGGACCAGAUGAUCGCCGACGCGCUGGCGUACAAGUGCGACGUGCUGAACGAGUUCGCCACCGGCCACGAGGCGGAGUGCGGGGGCGACGCGGAGAGCUGCAAGGCCGCGCGGGACUUCAUGGCGGGGCGCAGGAAGAGGCUCCAGGAGAAGGCGACCGGGUCCGGGCGGUGGGAGGGAUCGAUGGACCCGAAGUACAGGGACCCACUGCCCGUCGAGCUCAUCCCGGAUCCGAAGCUGCGCGUGGGUGCACGCAAGCUGGCCAAAGCGGUGGCGGGCGCGAAGGCGGUCCCGAGCAACUACGAGCCUUAUGAGGGCUAG
Molecule: messenger RNA, 939 nt
Organism: Pedinophyceae sp. YPF-701
Lineage: Eukaryota; Viridiplantae; Chlorophyta; Pedinophyceae
Source: the annotation of a GenBank genome assembly